UGGAUACGUACGUUAACCCACUCUGACAUCUAGGGCAUGUUGACUCCUGCGUCCCUCUCGUUCAGUUUUUCCACUCCGACUGUUGCCCUGCAUUUGCAUAGCCAUGCGGAAAAGAAAGCUCAACGAAUGUGCUUACCCAUCCGAGAAGGAAGAACAAGCUCCAUGGAGUCCCCUAACCUGGAGUUUGAGUAUGGGGACACAGACAGCCUGACCACUGAACUCUCAGAGAUAUACAGUUACACGGAGGAGCCCGAGUUCGCCCUCAACAGGGACUACUUUGAGGAGGAUUUCAGGAGCCAUGUGCGGGGGAGGAGGUGGAUUGAGCUGGGUCAGGAGCAGCAGAAGGGCUAUGUGAUGAGACUACUAGAUGCUCUGGAGGUCACUGACCGGGACAAGAGGCUGAAGGUGGCCCGGGCCAUCCUCUACCUGGCACAGGGGGUGUUUGACGAGUGUGACACGGACGCAGACGUGAUCCACUGGUCUCGCCACAACGUGUUCCUGCUGUAUGACAUGGGCGUCUUCACCGCUCUCCUGGAGCUGCUGAGCAUGGAGAUGGAUAACAACCAAGCCUGCAGCACCGCAGUGAGGAAACCUGCUAUCUCUCUGGCGGACAGCACAGAACUCAGGGUCUUGCUAAGCAUCAUGUACCUGAUGGUGGAGACCAUCCGUCUGCAGACAGAGGAUGACAGACCAGAGUGGAGAACUGCCAGAGAGGCCUUCAAGACCGAACUGGGUUCUCCUCUGUACAACGGAGAGCCAUUUGCCCUGUUGCUCUUCACCAUGGUGACCAAGUUCUGCAGUAUGAACGCUCCACACUUUCCCAUGAAGAAGGUCCUGAUGCUGCUCUGGAAGACCAUCCUGUUCACCAUGGGGGGCUUUGAGGAGCUCCAGGAGAUGAAGGUUCGAGGCAGAGAGAGGCUGAGCCUGCCCCCCCUGCCUGAGGACAGCAUCAAGGUGGUCCGGAGCAUGAGGGCAGCCUCUCCUCCAGCCUCGGCAAUGGAGCUCAUCGAGCAGCAACAGCAGGCCAAGAGAGGACGCCGCAGCCGCAGGAGUGCCUUUGUUGAUAGCUUGGAAGGAGACAGUCCCUUUCCCAAGAAGCAGCCCCUGGUAAAGCAGGACAGCCUAGACACGUACAACGAGCGAGACCCCUUUAAGAACGACGACGCACGAGACGAGGAGGAGGACGGCGAGGAAGCCGACAGUGGCAUCGAAGGCGAGGUGGACCCCCUGGACAGUGAUGUCAUCAUCCAGCCACCACCCCCACCGCCCCCGCUCAGACCCCCCACUGAGAGAGCGUCCCUCCCCAAGGGUCUGCCCUGGGCCCCCAAAGUCAGAGAGAAAGACAUCGAGCACUUCUUGGAGACCAGCAGGAACAAGUUCGUCGGCUUCACUCUGGGAAAUGACACAGAGACACUAGUCGGUCUUCCUAGACCCAUACACGAGAGUGUGAAGACCCUUAAACAGCACAAGUAUGUCUCUAUAGCCGAGAUGCAGAUCAAGAGGGAAGAGGAGCUUCAACAGUGCCCCAUGACCCUGGGAGAAGAGGAUGUGGAUGAGACGCCCACAGAGAUCCUGUAUCUGGGAAUGCUUCCUAACCUCUCUCAGUAUGUGAUUGCCCUUCUGAAGCUGCUGCUGGCUGCAGCACCUACCUCCAAGGCCAAGACGGACUCCAUCAAUAUACUGGCUGAUGUGCUGCCAGAGGAGAUGCCAAUCACGGUCCUCCAGAGCAUGAAGCUGGGUAUUGACGUGAACAGACACAAGGAGAUCAUUGUCAAGGCCAUCUCUGCACUUCUGCUCCUGCUGCUCAAGCACCUGAAACUCAAUCACAUCUACCAAUUUGAGAUUGUCUCUCAACACCUGGUGUUCGCUAACUGCAUCCCACUCAUCCUCAAGUUCUUCAACCAGAACAUCCUGUCUUACAUCAGUGCCAAAAACAGUAUAUGUGUGCUGGACUUCCCUCACUGUGUGGUCCACGAGAUGCCUGAGCUCACGGCUGAGAGCUUGGAAGCUGGAGACCGUAAUCAGUUCUGCUGGCGUAAUCUCUUCUCCUGCAUCAACCUUCUGAGGAUCCUCAACAAGCUGACUAAGUGGAAACACUCCAGGACCAUGAUGCUGGUGGUGUUCAAGUCUGCUCCCAUCCUGAAGAGGGCGCUGAAGGUCAAACAGGCCAUGAUGCAGCUGUAUGUCCUCAAGCUGCUCAAGAUCCAGACCAAGUACCUGGGCCGCCAGUGGAGGAAGAGCAACAUGAAGACCAUGUCAGCCAUCUACCAGAAAGUACGACACAGGCUCAAUGACGACUGGGCCUAUGGCAACGAUAUCGACGCGCGGCCGUGGGACUUCCAGGCGGAGGAGUGCGCCCUGAGGGAGAGCAUCGAGAAGUUCAACAGCCGUCGCUACGACAAGAACCAGAACGGCGAGUUCGCCCCGGUGGACAACUGCCUGCAAAGCGUUCUGGGCCAGCGCGUUGAGCUGCCGGAGGACUUCCACUACAGCUAUGAAAUGUGGCUGGAGAGAGAGGUGUUUUCACAGCCUAUCCAAUGGGAGGGUCUACUACAACCGGCCCGGUGAGGGGGGGAGGACACGCAUACCAGGGACACAAGCCUACGACUACUGUGAUCUUCAUGUAAAUAUGUGGCAGAAAUAGAACAUAUGUUUUGUAAUCACCUGUAUCCAUGCAGAAAUUGUACAGUAAUGGUAUAGACUGUAAUAAUGAUGUCAUGGCAACUUGGCAGGAGCAGGCUCUUACAGUACAACUAUGUGGAAUACUGUUAUUAUUCUGUUAGUCACGACAACCAAUCCAACCACUCACUAUGUCCACUAUAACCACCAGUACAUUUUUUUCUCACUCAAUUUGGUUGGAUUCUGUGCUUUGUGGAAUAAUGAAUUUCAUAUCCAUGGCAUGUCCUCUUUUUUUAUCAUGAUGAUGUACAUUUGAGGUACUGGCACUAUCUUUAGUUUAUGUUGUAAUGUUUUACAUGUGUAUUUAUUCAUGAUCACAGCCAUUAUGUUUCGGUAUGUAAAUUUCAUAGCUGCAGAUAUUGUGGUAGAUAUUUCUAGAAAAUAAAUGCCUAUUUGUAAAGAAAGUACUGUGUAUUAACAGGCUAACGAUUAGUUACCUUACUGUGAUUGUUUUCAAUUAAAAUAGCAAAGAGGAAUUUCUCAAGCUGUUACAUUUAAAGGGCAUUUUCACAAUUUCACAGUAUUAUUCCAACCUAUGUGUGGAAAUAUAUAUAAAACACAGGAAAAUCCCGUUUUGGGUGAAUUUAACAUUUCCCCUUUCUAGAUGAAUAGUAUUUUCAUUUGUAUAAUCACAAACAGAUAUUCCUGUAAGUCAUUGAUCAUAAACUAGAUUCAGCUGCGGGAUUUUUUUUAAAACUUCUUCAGCGGAUGGUCAGGGUGCUGAAACAUAAUUACAAAUAAUUUGUAGACACAGUAUUUUACAAAGAUAAUAAACGUGCUUACAUUUGUAUACGAUCACAUCUCUCUAUUAUUCGUGGGAAUACUUGGCAAACCGAUUUCCAAAAUUAAAAUCACUUGGACCUGAUUUCCUGGUGUUUUUCAUGUCUAACGAUGAGAAAAAAAUAAGAAUUUGGAGGGGCAAAUAAAAUCUCCCGCUGUCCAAAUUCGGCCCACGGCCAGCCAGUGGGGGAACCCUGCUGUUAGUAGUAUGUGGUAGUUAAUUUAUGUUUAUAAAGGUCUGUGAAGCCUUACGCCAGAUCGAGAGAAAAUAAAGGAUAAGGACACAGGCAAACCUUUUGAGGCUAAGCUGAAGGGUUUGACCAGGGAUUUGGAGGCUUGAGGGGGUUCAUCGGCCCAACGUGGGGAGGCAGUCUCUGGGUAAAUCGAUGAUAGUGUCCCUGACUCCCUCUGGGACCCUGAAGUCCUGUGUACUUCACUCUCUGUCCUCCCAAAUGUGUAAUGGCUGUGUUGGUUAAGCCCUCAGGCCACCUCAACUUCCACAGAGCAGCACGGCAGCCAACCGUGAAUAACCGCACAACGACUGAAGGGCUACAAGUGUCCUUGUGAGGCUAUGCUCUCCCUCGCUGAAUACACAGUAGUUGUCACACAAUGGUGUUGAUUUUUAUGAGAUCUGUUGUCUUGUCAAUGUAUUUCACUGUAAAGUAGAACUACCCUGGGCUGUCAAGGCCAGUAAGUAUUCUCUGGUGAGUGUCCUGUAACUUUCUCUCAAGGUUAUGGAACAUUCUCUGACGCAAGCACAUAAGACAUGAUCAUGGGAACUUUUUCCUACUAUCUAGUGUAGACGUUAGUGUCUCUCUCUGGAGAAUUUGUGUAGGCGGUGGAGAUGUACUUGGUUGUAUUAUCUUUGUAUUGAACAAUGAUUGUGUAACUGAAUUGUGCUUCUUCGAGGAAACUAAGUCUGCAUGGCUGCAGUUUUUAUCUUUCUGUUUGAAUGUGUCCUAUUUAAAAGUGUAUUCUGAAAUUUGAUACAAUAUUUCAAAAUGUGACUUGUUAAAUUUCUGUUUUUAGAACACAUAUUCAAAAGGUACUCUCACUCACCAUUUGGUAUAUGUAGGCUGUUUUGGUAAAUGCACCUACAUUCUUGUCUGAGUCAGCACAAUCUGGGGUAUGUCUCAAAAGUCAUGUCAAGUUUGUCCCACACAGGUGAAGAGAAUGUCAUUUGACCUUUUAGUUCUGGGUUUUCUUGAAUGCAAUUUUUUUUUAAAUAACUGCUUCGCUUGAGGUUCUCAGGUUUUCAGUAUGUACAAUAAUUCUAAAGUUCAGGUUGUACAACUAUGGCUUCCUCCUCACUACCUAUACAGUAUGUAAGUAUGAAUGCAACUAGUUUACUUGCAAUAACAUGGUAAUAACAAUCUAAGCAUUGAAAAGUAGUCUACAAUUGGAUUGGCACAAAGAGUAACCCAACACAAUGUUGAUCAUUUCUUUACACUUUUGUUGCAGUUACAACUUUUUUCAGAAACCCUAACCUCAUGUGACAAAGUAAUGAGUGGCAGUUUUGAUUAGGAAUGAAUGCCUUACUCAGAGCACCUCUCAUUCAAAACAACGCAAUAUCUCUUUUUCUACCUGAAAUUGUACAAUCACUGGAAAUACUCUACAGUACAUGUAUGUAUGCAUGUUUGUUGAGUUCUGGCACAGUUGGAGGAAGUGUUCCUAGAUGUGUUUUGCAGUGUUUGGAUAUUUCUAUUUGUGUUUUUGUCAUACUUCUAGUUGACUGUAAUAAUAAUCUUGAUUUUGUUCAGGGGUAUGUACAAUCACUGUCUUGUACAAAGGUAUUAUUCUGUUGAAAGACACAGAGUUGAAACUUGUAAAAUGAUUCUGUCCUUCAUAUUCUGUAUUUUCUAAAUAAAGAGAUCACUGGUUUUAA
Molecule: messenger RNA, 5344 nt
Organism: Oncorhynchus keta (chum salmon)
Lineage: Eukaryota; Metazoa; Chordata; Actinopteri; Salmoniformes; Salmonidae
Product: striatin-interacting protein 1 homolog
Exons: 22
Coding region: 37-2568 (843 amino acids)
Biological process (GO): cytoskeleton organization
Cellular component (GO): cytosol
Source: RefSeq, a predicted model, not a curated record